Molecule: messenger RNA, 1064 nt
Organism: Amoebophrya sp. A120
Lineage: Eukaryota; Dinophyceae; Syndiniales; Amoebophryaceae
Source: the annotation of a GenBank genome assembly
AUUUGCUUCAAAAUGUCUAUGUCAAGUUUGAUUGGAGGAGGCGGCUGUCUGAGGCGUGCCAGCUGGGGUAAUGAGCUUCGACUGUAGUGACUUGUCGCCGCAUGAUGGCGUUUUGAUCGCUUGUUGUAAGUGGGUUUUUCCCCUUAAAGUAGGACGAACAGUAGAUACUUACCUGUUCCAUCGAAAACGGCGUCAGCGUGGACUCAAAUCAUACGACCAUUGAAGAACAUUUGCAAGAUGAAGCGUUUCGGAUCACCAGCCAUUUUCUUGUGGUUGGUAUCUUGCACCAGCCCUCUCAGCGCUUUUCAGUUGGCGAAGAAUGGAGAGGGUGCCCAGAGCGAAGACAUUUACGCUGCAACCCCCACUCUCGAUGCAACCGAGCAAGAAGCAAUUGUUGGCUCGGUACCUAUCAUGCGAAAGAGGAAUUCAAUUGGAUGCUUUGCGUGAGCAGGGGCAUCUGCAUGCUCGUAAUUGCUCUGUCAAACUCGCAACUUACUUAUAUUGAAUUCAUAACUACCUCGGUAUUUGUCACAACCAAUGUAUGUGGCGAGUAUUUGAAUAAAGAUAAACUGUAUCAAUCUCACGACAGCAAGCGUUGGACCUGAGUGGCAUUGCUAAUGCCUACCUCACGUCAAAUGGAGACGCGCCAUACGACGGCAACAGGAAAACGCUCCUGCAGGCGACAUCUAUGACGAACGUAGCUGUGAUAGUCUCAACUGUAUCUGUCAAAACAUUAGGCAUGUCUUUGUCCAGGUCGUGUAAGUGCACAGCAAUUUUUUGCAUACUUAGGAUCCAGCAUCGUGCGUCCUCUAUCUCUGCAUCUAGAUCUAGGUGAUGUGCCCGCAUAGAAAAGAAAUUUUUGAAUGUUCAUGUCGUUCUUGCAUUAGGUACAGGUCCCUACAACUUUAGCGUACCUAUUUUUCGCGUAUCCCUCUAUCGCUCCGUAUCCGUACGUAAAGAAACGGAGGAUAUGCUUGCAGGCCUGAGGUUGUCACAGCUGCGCAAGCCAUAGCCUUGGCGAAGCAGAUCGAGGUCAUGCUGCCCCGAAUCACUGCCUGAGACAA